Messenger RNA from Aspergillus sclerotioniger CBS 115572, 1761 nucleotides. RefSeq names its product glycoside hydrolase family 47 protein. The transcript is spliced from 2 exons. Gene Ontology annotation, cellular component: Golgi membrane; endoplasmic reticulum. NCBI's taxonomy places the organism in Eukaryota, Fungi, Ascomycota, Eurotiomycetes, Eurotiales, Aspergillaceae. Gene Ontology annotation, molecular function: mannosyl-oligosaccharide 1,2-alpha-mannosidase activity; calcium ion binding. Gene Ontology annotation, biological process: carbohydrate metabolic process; N-glycan processing. The record is from RefSeq and is a predicted model, not a curated record. Bases 137 to 1675 code for a protein of 512 amino acids.
GAUCGCCUUAUUUAUACCCGAUCUGUCCGCCUGUUUACCGGCUUCCAUUCUUUGAUUUGUUUUCGUGUCUGUGCAAGGCCGGCUUUUAUUCCUGGUCUGCUCGCUCGGUUCCUUGUGUCACUCUUUUCUCUGUAUCAUGCAUUUGUCCUCGCUUUCCCUGUCCCUGACGGCCUUGGCCAUCGUCAGCCCUUGUACAGCUCAUCCUCAAUUUAGGUCCGCUCAGCCAGUCCUGCGGAGUGAGGCCGACGACUCCCAGUCUCGCGCAGAUGCCGUCAAGGCCGCCUUCUCGCACGCCUGGGAUGGCUACCUCCAAUAUGCCUUUCCGCAUGACGAGCUGCACCCCGUCUCAAACGGCUAUGGCGACUCCAGGAACGGAUGGGGUGCGUCUGCUGUGGAUGCACUUUCCACUGCAGUGAUCAUGCGCAAUGCAACCAUCGUCAACAAGAUUUUGGACCACGUGGCCACGAUUGACUACUCCAAGACAGACAGCACCGUGAGCUUGUUCGAGACUACCAUCCGCUAUCUGGGUGGUAUGUUGUCCGGCUACGAUCUGUUGAAGGGCCCUGCAUCGGACCUGGUGCAGGACUCAUCCAAGGUCGACAUUCUUUUGACCCAGUCGAAGAACCUUGGAGAUGUUCUCAAAUUCGCCUUCGACACGCCCUCUGGCGUUCCGUAUAACAACCUUAACAUCACAUCUGGGGGAAACGACGGAGCCACGACCAACGGUCUUGCUGUGACUGGUACACUGGCGCUAGAGUGGACGCGCCUUUCUGAUCUGACGGGCGAUCCCACGUAUGGCAACCUGAGCCAGAAGGCCGAGUCUUAUCUCCUUAACCCGCAGCCCAGUUCAGCGGAGCCGUUCCCGGGCCUGGUGGGAAGCAACAUCAACAUCGCAACUGGUCAGUUCGCGGAUGGGCAGGUGAGCUGGAACGGCGGUGAUGAUUCCUACUAUGAGUAUCUGAUCAAGAUGUACGUGUACGACCCCAAGCGGUUCGGCCUCUACAAGGACCGCUGGGUGGCGGCGGCGCAGUCAACUAUGCAGCACCUGGCGUCACACCCGUCGUCCCGCCCGGACCUGACCUUCCUGGCCUCUUACAAUGACGGCAACUAUGGCCUGAGCUCGCAGCAUCUGACUUGCUUCGAUGGAGGGAGCUUCCUGCUGGGAGGAGCAGUCUUAGACCGGUCCGAUUUCAUUGAUUUUGGCCUGGCCCUGGUGAAUGGGUGUCAUGAUACAUACAACUCGACGUUGACGGGAAUUGGACCGGAGACGUUCAGCUGGGAUACGAGCUCCAUCCCGGCAAGCCAGCAGACUCUCUACGAACAGGCCGGGUUUUACAUCACCAGUGGUGCGUAUAUCCUGCGACCGGAAGUUAUCGAGAGCUUUUACUAUGCCUGGAGAGUUACCAAGAACGAAACAUACCGCGAAUGGAUCUGGAGCGCGUUCAGCGCGAUCGGCAACUAUUGCCGCACGGGCUCGGGAUUCGCGGGCCUGACGGACGUCAACGCGGAGAAUGGAGGCAGUCGGUACGACAACCAGGAGAGCUUCCUGUUUGCGGAGGUGAUGAAAUACUCGUACCUGGCGUUCUCCGAGGAGGCAGAGUGGCAGGUGCAGACGGGCGGUGGGAACAAGUUUGUGCUGAACACGGAGGCGCACCCAGUGCGGGUGAGUACAUAAGGAGUAUUGUUAGAGACUAGAGCAUAUAUUUAGGGUAUCGUUAGAGUAUAAUAUAGUCAGUGGAGCAGCGCUGCUCUAUCUUGCCA